Arachis stenosperma is the source of this 1251-nucleotide messenger RNA. RefSeq names its product SNF1-related protein kinase regulatory subunit beta-2-like. NCBI's taxonomy places the organism in Eukaryota, Viridiplantae, Streptophyta, Magnoliopsida, Fabales, Fabaceae. The transcript has 4 exons. Gene Ontology annotation, molecular function: protein binding. The record is from RefSeq and is a predicted model, not a curated record. Bases 396 to 1088 code for a protein of 230 amino acids.
AACAUCUCCAGCUCUUUCUUCUGCUGCUGCUUCUUUUUUUAUUCAUAUGCUACUUUAGAGUUGUAUGCUUUGAAGUUGUGGGUUUUGGUAAUUGCCUCACUGAAUCAUAGCUAGUUCACAACAUGCUGACCUAUGAGUAUGACUAAGACUAACGACUUUGGCUUUCAUCAAUCAGUGUGUAUGAGAACGUGGUUUGGUAUAGCUGUAAUUAAUUGUGAAGGAACCAAGUUGCUUGUGGUAUUGGGAUUAUUGAAAGGAACUAUAUUCGAAUCUUUAUAGGUUCUUGUCCAUUUCAAACCAUAUCCUACUAACUCCUUUCUAUCUCCGUGUUGAUUAUGGAAAGUACUGAAUGAGACAUUUGAGCCUCACGGAAACCUUGUUGUCAAUCAUAUUGGAUGUGCUAUUUGUUCUCUUUUAGAGUCCCGGUGGUUCCACUUCAAAGACCUGAUGAGAUGCAAGUUCCAAGUCCUUCCUGGAUGCAAACUACUUCAGGGUAUGAAGAUGUGGACAGUGAACUUGGUAUUCCAACAAUGAUUACUUGGAUUUAUGAUGGCAAAGAAGUAGCUGUGGAGGGAUCAUGGGAUAAUUGGAAAACAAGAAUGCCUUUGCAGAGAUCGGGGAAGGACUUCACAAUUAUGAAGGUACUGCCUUCCGGUGUUUAUCAAUUCAGAUUUAUUGUGGAUGGACAGUGGAGGUAUGCACCUGACUUGCCUUGGGCUCAAGAUGAUGCUGGGAUUACUUACAAUGUUUUAGACUUACAGGAUUAUGUUCCUGAAGACAUUGGAAGCAUUUCUGGUUUUGAACCUCCUAAAUCACCAGACUCUAGUUAUAACAACUUACAACUUAGUUCCGAAGAUUAUGCGAAGGAACCGCCAUUGGUUCCUCCAUUCUUGCAAAUGACACUUCUUAAUGUUCCUUCAACAAAUAUGGAAAUCCAACCUCCUAUAUCAAGACCUCAGCAUGUAGUGCUCAAUCAUCUGUACAUGCAGAAAGGAAAGGGCAGCCCUUCAGUAGUUGCGCUCGGUACAACUCAUCGGUUUCUCGCCAAAUAUGUCACUGUAGUGCUGUACAAGUCUUUGCAGAGGUAGACAUAAAAUGAAAAGCUUUGUGUAGCCUUUUGAAGCCUUUUUAUGAGUUAAUAUAGCUUCCUGUAGUACAGUUAUAAGGGAGAGAAAUUGUGAGCUCCAUGAGGAUCAUUGCAUUAAAGUCAUGAUUAUCUUACACAUAAUGCAAUUUCUUGCUGAUCAAUCA